AAAAAACUAGACUUAAACAUCUGGAAAUUAUCUGCGUAGUGAUUGUAGUUUAUCUCCAGUCUGUAGUAGAUGUUUAUUACAAGUUUAGUUGUUUUUUUUGUGUCUACCGCUACUUGAUAUUUGGACAAAAAUAACAUUGAGUGUAAAACAUCAUGUGGUACUAGAUUGAAAUCGCAAUCCCCACGGAUUAUGGGGCGGCAGACGUCUUAAGACCUACAGUUUCAGAACGUCGCGUCAUAUGGUCGCAAAUUAUAGCGGUCAAUGUUAAUAACAUCAUGGUACUGGCGAACGGCAUGGUAGCAGGAUAUCCGACCGUUCUCAUACCAAGCUUAUACGACGAAAAGAUAAACUCGCAGUCCGGCAUCACCGAAGACCAAAUAUCGUGGAUAGGUUCAAUCGGAUUUACGUGCUCACUGUUGGGAUGUCUGGUUUCUGGAAUGAUUACCCAACCGUUCGGGAGGGCAAGAGCUAUAAGGUUGGCGUGCCCGGUUUUAGUUGCGGCUUGGCUGAUCUUCCUCUUAGCCAACGAGAUGUGGCAAAUUUAUCUCGCUUUAUGUUUCUGUGGUUUAAGCAGUUCAUUGGUCGAAGCGCCUAUCAUAGCGUAUAAAGCGGAGGUAAGUCAACCGCAUUUAAGAGGAAUGUUGUCCGCUACAACAUCGUUAUGCUGCGUUAUUGGCGUACUCAUCCAGUUUACAUUGGGCACAUUCCUGCAUUGGAGAACAGUCGCUGCCAUUUCGAGCGCAUUUCCUCUUCUUGCCUUCGUUUUGUUAUUUUUUAUACCGGAAAGUCCGCAUUGGUUAAUCAUGCGUGGUAAGAAGGAAACGGCGCACAAAAAUUUAGCUUGGCUAAGAGGGUGGACUACACUGGAUGAAGUCGAAGGAGAAUUUCUAACACUAUGUGGCAGGUGCGAUACAGAACAAGAAGCGAAAGCAUCAAGCAGCAGAGAAGCUGUGCGCGGAAGUAUGUUUAAAAAGUAUAUGGAAAAACGAUUUCUUUGGCCGUUAAGUUUGGUGUGUUUCAUUUUCUUUUUAUCUCACUUUAAUGGUAGUUGUACAUUACAAACGUAUGCCGUGAGCAUCUUUACUACCAUGAAGGCUCCAAUGGAUGAAUUUUACGCCACUGUCAUGUUGGGUUUUACCCAAGUAGUUGGAUGUUUCUUGAGCUUGUUUGUGGUAAAGUACUGCGGAAAACGCGUAAUGGGAAUGGCUUCGCUUGGUGCUGUAGGAAUUUGCAACGUAGCCGUAGGUGCGUACGCGUUUAUUAUUGGUGUGCCAUACCUCAAGUGGGACGAUGAGGGUGCAACUUUCCAAAUGGCCCCGUACGCGUGGAUACCCUUAUGCUUACUAUUACUUCUGUCACUCAUUGCAAAUACUGGUAUCAGAGUAUUGCCAUGGAUUCUGUUGGGUGAGGUAUUUCCUCAUGAAACGAGAGCCACCGGUUGCGGUAUUGGCAGCGCGAGUUACUAUUUGUUCAUUUUUAUUUCUAACAAGCUCUUCAUCAUAAUGGUCAAUGCGAUGACGAUUUUCGGAGUGUAUGAACUUUACGCAGCCAUAAGCGUUGUAGGUGCUUUGAUAAUGUAUUUUGGACUUCCUGAAACCGAAGGAAAGGAUUUGGACGACGUGAUUGAUCACUUUUCGGAAGUGUCCAAAUUAGACAACAGAGUAAAGAAAAGAGAACAAUAAAACAGUGGUAACAAGUUUAGCCUAAUUCUUAGCUUAAAUUUAAUACUAUACACUUCCUUUUUGUGAUGAGUAUACUUCUGUACGGUGUACCUUCUUAGUGUUAUGUGUGCCUAACAAUGCAAAAUUUGUACUUAGCAUUAUGAUAAAUUCAAGCCAAAAUGUGUAGGUACGUAAGAAGUACAAAAAAAAAGGAAAUAUAUCACUAAUUUAAAUAAAUUUU
Molecule: messenger RNA, 1902 nt
Organism: Photinus pyralis (common eastern firefly)
Lineage: Eukaryota; Metazoa; Arthropoda; Insecta; Coleoptera; Lampyridae
Product: facilitated trehalose transporter Tret1-like
Exons: 4
Coding region: 276-1682 (468 amino acids)
Biological process (GO): transmembrane transport
Cellular component (GO): membrane
Molecular function (GO): transmembrane transporter activity
Source: RefSeq, a predicted model, not a curated record